Molecule: messenger RNA, 10753 nt
Organism: Rattus rattus (black rat)
Lineage: Eukaryota; Metazoa; Chordata; Mammalia; Rodentia; Muridae
Gene: Ssh2
Product: slingshot protein phosphatase 2
Exons: 14
Coding region: 1788-6077 (1429 amino acids)
Biological process (GO): actin cytoskeleton organization; protein dephosphorylation; negative regulation of actin filament polymerization
Cellular component (GO): cytoplasm
Molecular function (GO): protein tyrosine/serine/threonine phosphatase activity; actin binding
Source: RefSeq, a predicted model, not a curated record
UCAAGUAAUCCACAUUUUCUGCUGAAUUGAUUUCCAGAUGACUACUAUGUCAUCAUCUUUCCUAAAUGACAUCAUUUAAUAGUGACUUCAAUAAAAAUUCCCAUCUCUUGCUGUGUCAUGAAAGGAACUGGGCUCACCUUAAUGCUGUUCUAAAGUGCUUUUUUUUUUUUUUUUUUUGAUCACAGUAGGAGACUGUAAUAAAUUGCAGCCUGAAAGAAGUUUCAAACUGGCAACUUUGCCAGAUAUUUUAAGCAAUUUAUUUUGGGGUGUAUCAGCAGAUUUUUUUUUCUUACACUGCCAUUUGGGUGCCUGCUGACACAGCUUGAACAAAUCUUUAAAACAUUUCCUUCCUAGAGAUGGAUGAAGAUGAUGAAACUCUAACAUCCAGACUUUCCCUUAACUCUUCACUUGCCACAUGGGUCUUUUCUAUUGCCAGGUCUCUAGGAAACUAUAGAAACCACCUUCUGUGUGCUUCACAGUAUUCUGAGCCCCUCAUUACCUUGGUAAUAGCUUAAAGUUUUAUGGACAACUAAUAAAAACAUAAUUCUAGUUUUAGGCAUAGAAUUUUAUGUUUAGAUUAAUUUCAUUGUUAGCAUAUUGAAAAUUGUCAAACUUCCCUGUACUUUCAUAUAAAACAAAGAUUUGAGUUUUUCUUGAUUCUAAUACAUUGAAAGUCUUUUCUAGUUGAUUAGUAAAAUUGUUUUUAAAGCUUUUGAAUUCCUAUGGAAUAUAUAUAAUUUAGUCAGUUAUUCAGAAAUGCUAUAAAAAAUACUGAUUCCUAAAAUAUUUGCUCUGGUGUGAGACUGGAAGAGCAAGAGGAGAGAAAGCUAGAGGCUGAGGAGCUCGCAGAGUGCUUCUGUGUGCUGGCUCCUUCUGUAAACUAAGGUCUGAGACAGAAAGAGGCUCCUUUUACAGAGCCUGAUCAGGUGAAAAGGCACUGCUCAGCCCACUGGAAGGAGCAUGGGAAGGGCUUAAACUUUGUAAAGAAUCAGAGAAUGCCCUUUGGUGGGAAACGCCUUAGAGGAAACAGAUGAUCCUCCUCGAAAACUACCUACAUCUAGAUCUGGUUCCAAAGACAUUAAAAUUUAAUUGGUCCAAUGUGUAGUUUGGGCAUUGGGAUAUUUUAAUCUUCACAAAUUGUACAUACAACUAAGGCUGUUGAACCCUCUAUAUUUAUUUACAAGGGUUAGCAGAUUUUGUCCACAGUGUAGCUCCCUCACACACUAUAAUCUUUCUAGUUCCACCUUGAGGAACCAAGAAAACCAUUAAUAAAUAUUUAACUUACUCUUGUGAGGCCUUUAAAAACUUUGAAGACCAUUCAUAAACUUGGUUCGUUUGCGGUACAGUGCAUAGAGCCGGUUAAGAGGCCACAGUGCAUAGAGCUGCUUAAGAGAGGGUACUUUUCAGUUUAGCAUUCGGAGUGGAGAAAUUUUCUCUGUCCAUUACUCUCUCUUCACCCAGGCUGCCGUCUGCAGCAACCCCCUUACCUAGUAGGCCCAUAAGCUUUGCGGGAUCCGCGUGGGAGCUAGGAGCCCCGGGGCGGAGCGUCGCGGAGGCCCACCCUCCGGACGCUCUAGACCGCCCUGCCCAGGCGCCCCGCCCCGGACGCGGGUGGGGGAGGGCUUGCUGGCAGCGCCGGGCUACCCAGACAGCGGAGUCCCGGGGCUUCGGCGGCUGCCUCGGAACUCCCGGGCGGACCCAGGUCAGCCGCCGGGAACCAGCGUCUCUGGCUCGGGUUUUUCCAACGCCGGUCCAGGAUGCGGAGCUGUUCAUCGUGAGUCGGCUUCAUGACCCUUAGCACUUUGGCCGACGAAAGGAAAGCGCCCCCUGCCAGCACCUGCAGCUUCGGUGGCCCCGACAUGAUCCCCUACUUCUCUGCCAAUGCGGUUAUCUCGCAGAACGCCAUCAACCAGCUCAUCAGCGAGAGCUUUUUAACUGUCAAAGGUGCUGCCCUUUUUCUACCACGAGGGAAUGGCUCGUCUACACCACGAAUCAGCCACAGACGCAACAAGCAUGCAGGAGAUCUCCAACAGCAUCUUCAAGCAAUGUUCAUAUUACUCCGCCCAGAAGACAACAUAAGGCUGGCUGUAAGACUGGAAAGUACUUACCAAAAUCGAACACGCUAUAUGGUAGUGGUUUCAACUAACGGUAGGCAAGACACUGAAGAAAGCAUUGUCCUGGGAAUGGAUUUUUCUUCUAAUGACAGUAGCACUUGUACCAUGGGCUUGGUCCUGCCUCUCUGGAGCGACACCCUAAUUCAUUUGGAUGGUGAUGGUGGGUUCAGCGUGUCAACAGAUAACAGAGUUCACAUAUUCAAGCCUGUAUCUGUGCAAGCAAUGUGGUCUGCACUACAGAGUUUGCACAAAGCUUGUGAAGUGGCCAGGAUGCAUAACUACUAUCCAGGCAGCCUUUUUCUCACUUGGGUGAGUUACUAUGAGAGCCACAUAAACUCAGACCAGUCCUCAGUCAACGAAUGGAAUGCUAUGCAGGAUGUGCAGUCUCAUCGGCCUGACUCUCCAGCCCUCUUCACAGACAUACCAACUGAACGUGAGCGAACAGAAAGGCUUAUUAAGACCAAGUUAAGGGAGAUUAUGAUGCAAAAGGAUUUGGAGAAUAUCACAUCCAAAGAGAUACGCACAGAACUGGAAAUGCAGAUGGUGUGCAACUUGCGGGAGUUUAAGGAGUUCAUAGAUAACGAGAUGAUCGUGAUCCUGGGUCAGAUGGACAGUCCUACCCAGAUAUUUGAGCACGUGUUCCUGGGCUCAGAAUGGAAUGCGUCAAACUUAGAGGACUUACAGAACCGAGGGGUGCGGUAUAUUUUGAAUGUCACUCGAGAGAUAGAUAACUUCUUCCCUGGAGUCUUUGAGUAUCAUAACAUUCGAGUAUAUGAUGAAGAGGCAACAGAUCUCCUGGCUUACUGGAAUGACACUUACAAAUUCAUCUCUAAAGCAAAGAAACAUGGAUCUAAAUGUCUUGUGCACUGCAAAAUGGGGGUGAGUCGCUCAGCCUCCACUGUGAUUGCCUAUGCAAUGAAGGAGUAUGGAUGGAAUCUGGAUCGAGCCUAUGACUACGUGAAGGAACGACGAACAGUGACCAAGCCUAACCCCAGCUUCAUGAGACAACUAGAAGAAUACCAAGGGAUCUUGCUGGCCAGCAAACAGCGGCAUAACAAACUCUGGAGAUCUCAUUCAGAUAGUGACCUCUCAGACCACCACGAACCCAUCUGUAAACCUGGGCUCGAGCUCAACAAGAAGGAGAUGACCACUUCAGCAGACCAGAUCACUGAGGUGAAGACUGUGGAGAGCCUUGCAGCCAUGCCUCCCGUCUUUGUGGAACAUGUGGUCCCACAAGAUGUAAAUCAGAAAGGACUGCGCACCAAAGAAAGAGUCAUCUGCUUGGAGUUUUCUUCACAAGAGUUUCAUGCCGGCCAGAUUGAAGAUGAAUUAAACUUAAAUGACAUUAAUGGAUGCUCGUCAGGGUGUUGUCUCAGCGAAUCAAAAUUCCCUCUUGACAACUGCCAUGCAUCUAAAGCCUUACUCCAACCUGGACAGGCCCCGGACAUUGCCAACAAGUUCCCAGACUUAGCGGUGGAAGACUUGGAGACAGAUGCACUGAAAGCAGACAUGAGCGUCCACUUACUGCCAAUGGAAGAGUUGACAUCGAGACUGAAAGACCUCCCUAUGUCACCUGAUCUGGAGUCACCAAGCCCCCAAGCCGGUUGCCAAGCUGCCAUCUCUGAUUUUAGUACAGAUCGCAUUGAUUUUUUUAGUGCCCUAGAGAAAUUUGUAGAGCUUUCUCAGGAAACCCGGUCUCGGUCUUUUUCUCACUCAAGGAUAGAAGAGUUAGGAGGAGGAAAGAGCGAGGGCUGUCGCCUGUCGGUGAUGGAAGUAGCACCUUCAGAAAUGGUGACUGAUGACCAGAGAAGCAGCUCUUUGAGUAAUACUCCCCACGCAUCUGAAGAGUCUUCUGUGGAUGAGGACCAGCCGAAGGCAGUCUCAGAACUUGUCAGCCCAGACAUCAUCAUGCAAUCUCACUCAGAAAAUGCAAUUUCAGUCAAAGAAAUUGUCACUGAAAUUGAGUCCAUUAGUCAAGGAGUUGGGCAGGUUCAGUUAAAAGGAGACAUCCUCUCUAACCCAUGCCAUACACCAAAGAAGAACACCAUUCAUGAGCUGCCCCUGGAGAGAGUACAAGGCCCUGAGAACAAACCUGGACAUUUGGAGCAGGAUGAGAGUUUCUGUAGUGUCCAACCAGAACUAGCCAGAGACUCGGGGAAGUGUGCCCCAGAGGAGGGCUGUCUGCCCACACUCUCAUCCACAGUAGACUUGGAAGAAGAGGAACCAGUUGAGGGCGAACAUGACUGGGGCCCAGGGACGCACCCUGGUGCCAAGUGGUGCCCUGGGUCUGUGAGGCGAGCCACCCUGGAGUUUGAAGAGCGCUUGCGACAAGAGCAGGAGAACCAUGGGACAGCCUCUCCAGGUCCCACGUUAUCCAAUCGCAAAAACUCUAAGAAUGACACUUCUGUGGCAGACCUAAUGCCAAAAUGGAAAAGCGAUGAAACCGCCCCAGAGCAUUCAUUUUCCCUCAAGGAAGCCGAGCCAAGCAAGGGUAAAGGGAAGUGCAGUGGUUCUGAGGCCGGACCCCUGUCCCACUGUGAGCAUAAUCCCGCUGCUGCAGCCCCCCAGCUGCUGGAGCAUCACCCCUCGCCAGCUCCUCAGGACGGCCUGGGGUCAGAGAGAAGUAAGAAGCAGGAGGAAGACCUGAGGAAGCAGAGGACUGUGGUUUCAAACCAGGAAUGUGAGACACAGGCCGCCCUUCUUCCCCUCCCCAAGAAAAUAGAAAUCAUUGAGUAUACACCAACAGUUACGUCACUUGAUCACACUGAGCCAGGAGGUGAGACAGCACCCAGCAAAGAGAGUGCGAAGCAAGAGCUGAGGAAGGUGAAGAUGGAGAGGUCUAUCACUAUGUUUUGCGCUCUGGAUGAAAAUCUGAACAGGACUCUGGACCCCAGUCAGGUUUCUCUGCGUCCCCAAGUGCUACCUCUGCCUCAUUCUUCCUCUGAGUAUGACAGGCUCAUUGACCCAACCCCUAUGUUAAGUAGCCCUCAAGACAAAGGGGACAGCCCAUCCACACCCUUCAAGACACCAGCGCGUUUGGUCGGUUGCAGUACCCAAGGAGCAUCUGUCAGCUUGGAUUGUUUGCAUCGCCAUUCUGUGCUUCACCUGGAAGGCUGCACAGAGCAAAGCAGUACCACAGACAGCAGACUGUCUUCAGAGCACGUUAACUGGGAGGACAGCCAGGGGGACUUCCUUUCCAGUAGUACUGGAAUGGCACACAUGUCCUCUCCAUUAACAAAUGAAGACCUAAGUUUAAUUAACAAACUUGGUGACAGUGUUGGCGUGUUACCGAAAAAACUGGAUCCAUCACCGGAAGCCUGUCGAAUCCCACAUAGCUCUAGUAGUGAAAAUAUAAGAGAUCUCAGCCACGGCCCUGGUGUGGUGAAGGAGCAUGCUAAAGAAAUUGAGUCUCGAGUCAUCUUCCAGGCAGCGUUCUCCAAAACGUCACAAAUGAGGCGCUCAGUUUCGCUGGCCAAGUUGGGUUACCUGGACCUUUGUAAAGACUACUUACCGGAUAGAGAGCUUGGCUCCUCAGAAUCCCCUCAUCUCAAAUUGCUUCAGCCCUUCCUCAGAACAGACUCAGGCAUGCAUGCCUUGAUGGUCCAUGAGCCCUCAGAAAGCCCAGGUGCCCACCCGAACCCACAGCCCACCAAGUAUUUUGUAGAGCAACUCAAAACAACAGAGUGUGUUGUGCAGAGCAAGCCAGUGGAGAGGCCCCAUGUGCAGUAUGCCAAAGAGUUUGGUUACAGUCAGCAGUGUUUGCUCCCCAAGGCAAGACCAGAAUUGACUAGUUCUGAAGGAGGCCUUCCUUUGCUACAGACACAGGGUCUGCAGUAUCCAGGCCCCUCUCCAGGGCUGGCUGUGGCACCCCGUCAGCAGCAUGGCAGAACUCACCCCCUUAGGAGACUAAAAAGAGCAAAUGAUAAAAAACGGACAACCAACCCCUUCUAUAACACCAUGUGAUCCUGAGCCCAUACACGUGAUUUUCUAAGAAAAUGUUUGUUAAAGGGGCGGUGUAAUAUGUAAGGAACAUGCACUUUAUUGGUUAAUUUUAUAAUAUUUUUGGUCAUUUUACUGUUCCUGGCUCAUGCAGGGUUUGGGUUUUUCCAUGUGUGUGCGUGCAUGUAUGUGUGCGUGUGUGUACAUGUACUGAUUUGGAUGACAAGAUCAUUUUAUCAUUUUUUUAUUUUUAAAAAAUUCAAACCUCAAAAAAAUUUUUUUCAAAGAGCACCUUUAUCAAAGGCAAAUUGCUGUUUUUCAGUCUACUGCCACCUGUCUCUUCUCAUUUUGCCCUCUGAGAAAAGACACGCCUGCUUGGUUGAGGGAAAGAAACAGAUGGGGUGGGUGGCACAGAAGCUGGGAACUGGAAAUCUCACCCAGGCCUGAGGAGACCUGUUUGCUGAAGGGCAGAGGGAUGUGGCUGCUCUCAGCCUCACUCCGCCCUCCUCCGCUGGAGUACAUGAAGUUGCAGGCUCUGCUCUGCUUUCAGAGGCAGUUGAGACUCCGUUUCUUCUGAUAUUCCAAAAUGCAUCAAUCAUUACAGAAAAGGGAGUGAUAAUUGGCCUACUGACAGAAACUACGAAGCAAAAUAUUUUAAGUUUCCCCAAGAAAACAAUCUGAAAGUCAAAGGGAACCCUAAUCGAAAUUCAAGGUCAUCUGUAGAGAAAUAUAUUAAGAGAGAAGGUAGGGUCAAAGGUGGAAACACAGCCCCUGAGUCACUGUGGGGCCAGUGGAAUCCACGCAGGUGAGUCCUGGCCCCAUCCGCCGGGUCUCCGCCUGCCCAGUGACAGGCUCUGCCUCCGCCUCCCAACUAAAGACCUGGAAACAGGCUUUAAAGACAGCAAAGUCGGCUGUGCUUGUAAAGUGAGUGCAUGCUGUGGGCUUUAACCCUGUUACUUGAAUAUUCUGUGGGCCUUCUGAGUUUAAUGGUCGUGGUUUUCCAAUUGAUUUCUUCUCUCUUGCUGUUUCCCCAUCCUUCCCUUAGUUCCACAAGUUAUAUUUUAAUUGUUACAUUACAUACAUAGAACCUAUUGAACACAAAUUUUUCUGUUAUCCCUGUUAACACUUGACGCAAGUUUUUUCCCCUAAUUUUUCCUAGAUUUGUCUUUUCUCUACAGUUCAUACACAGUAUUUAUGUACAUAAUGUCACUUUUUUAAUGUUUCAUGAUUGAUAUUGUGGGUCUUUUGAUUUAUUCUUGUUAAGGAGUAGAGUUGCAACUGGAAAAGAGAGAAACACCAGAAAUAAACUGGUAGUUUUGGGUAGAAAUCUUUAUUUGUUUUAAAUAAAAACUUGUCAUAGCCAGCUCCUGCCAAAUUAAGUACUUCCUCUUGAGAAGAACCCCCUGCAGGCUCCCACUAGAUCACACUGAACACUGGCUUCUGUCUGAGGCUGAAGUCCCAGGUCAUUGUUUGCCAGUACUUGAAGCACAGCUAGAUAUGUGUCUUCGAUGCCUAGACUAGAAGCUCCCAAAGUGAGGCUGAGAGGCUGGGGCGGCUCAGCGCUCGGCCAAGGGCACAGAUUCCAUUUAGGAUACCGUUGCUUUGUUGCUGUCCUGCCGCUCUUUAACGCUGGACUGCCUGCUGGAGACGUGCCCCUGAGCAUAGUACAGAAAACAUCUGGAGGUACCCACAGCUCAACAGAACUGAAGAGGGCUACAGACUUGCCUCCUGCUUGCUUUUGUUGAUAUCCACAUUGCUGAGGAUUGUCUGGGUAGGAGCCAGGGACUUAGGUUUUUAAUUCAUCAUAGCCCUAAUUGGAAAAAGACACACAGAUUAUCUUUAGAGACAGAAUUUGGAGGGAGCAGGUAGUAGGAUACAGGAAAGGUAGACUGCCUCCAUUUUCAAGUGCUCCAGAGCUGGGAGUCUACUUGGCAUACAAAGCCAUGGUUGGUUCUGACAUUACUGCCAGGAAGCAAUUAGCGACCACCUGCUGAUAACGUGUGGUGUAGAAGUCAUAUAGAUUUGUGCUGUCUUUCCUAGUCCCUUUAAAUGUCACAGCUUUGUGAAGAGUCCCAGAUAUUUGUGUGCUGUCUCAUUAGGUGGGAUGUAUCAGUGCGAGGGAGGCUUGGGAGGCAAGAUGGUGGAUUCCAGGACCCAUCUGCUACCAGUAUAAUGGGAGGACAAGAAAUUAUGAUAGGGUGAGGAGUGUUUACAUCAAGGUAGAGAGAGUGCAUCACCCAAAAAAUAAUAAUAAAGGCUGGGUGUAGUGGCUCAUAUCUGUAACCCUAGCACUUGGGAGGCUGAGGCAGGAGGAUUACUAUGAACUGGAUGCCAACUUGAGGUACAGAGUGAGACCCUGUCUCAGAAACAGUAACACCAAUAUGCUACACAUUAUCAGCAAUGGACGCUGCUCUCUCAUCUCCCAGUAUAGAAUGGCUUCACUGUGUCUCUCACAGCAGAGACUGAAAAAAUGCCCAAUGAGGGCACUAGGGGGCAGAGGGACAGACAGACAGACAACAACACCUGUUUUUGUUUUCAAGGUUUAAAGAAUGAAAGAAACCAUCUUCUGCUGUCUUCUUAAUUGUAUUCCUUAUCAUUGAACUCACCUGCCUAGGUAUCUUCCACACAGAGUCUAUGAUUCAGCCAUGCCAAAGGGUCUUGCCAGCCCUCCAAACCCCAACACUUGGGUUGCUCCUAAGUCAUGUUUAUGGUUAAGGCAGAUGCGUAGUAAGCUGUUGAAGACUUGACUUUAGCAUUUGAUCAUUUCAGUUUGUCUCUCUCUUUUUUCUGUUCAUGGAAAGCCUGGGCCUGACUCUGACAAACUGCUGAGCAGGACAAACCUUGACCUCCUGACUUCUUGCUCAAUGCCUCUGUCUCUCUCUCUGCUGUUUUUAGACCACUGUAGUCUCAUCAGUAGGUCUGGAAAAGUGUGUAAGCACACAUGUGAGCACUUGGGGGAGCUGACAUUUCAGUGUCUGGGCUAACAGCCCCAGGAGCAGGCAGGGUUGAAGCGGUAGCCUGACUAUAUUGAGCUAUUUCUGAGUAUAGGGAGAGACCCCCAGCCCUUUGUUGUUUUUGGAAAGAGCAGCAGUGGGUGGUGUGGACACAGUACAGUUGGGAAGACCUCAUCUCAGUUUGGUUGCCCCUUGCUCGUUUUAACACGUGUUCCUGUCCUGUACUCCUGCCCCUUCAGCAUCUCUAGUGUUUUUCCCACUGUACCUUCAUCUCUGCUGCUAUUUCCUUCCUUCUCAUUCUGGGAACUAUAAAAGCUCCAGGGACAGCCUGGGGACACGUCCCAGGCUCCAAGGCCUCCUGCUCCUGAGCCCAGACACUUCCUCUGACACAGUGGCUCACAGGACUCUGCACUUGAGGGUCUUUCAGUAAAGAUGUUCUGUGAGAGUUGGGUUUUUUAUUUUCUAAGAAAGCAUUAUGCAAAAAGUUUUAAGGGCAUUUUAAAGAAAAGCCAUUUUUAUUGGCUUUUUCAAACAACUAUCUGUGGAUACUUUGUUUACUUUGUGAGUAUUAAAAUAUGCAUCAUCGUGGUGGCCUCGGGCACUGAAGCCAUGGCUGUCCUAUGAGUCCUCCCCCAGAGAAAAUGCCAUACUCUUGUCAGCCCUUGUGGAUAAGUGGGUCAGAUGUGGAGCUGCUCUCCAUCUGUGUCCUGUACUGGAGUCCAGCAGUCUUUUCUCAGUGCUGGUGUGUCUCCAUAGUGAUGGUUGUGAUGGUGAAUGGGUAGUAUGGUUGUUUGGUUUUUGCUUUUUAAUGGUAGACAAGGUGACAUUCCGUUGUUUCAGCACCAGUCCAACUUAAAAAAAGAUCAUAGACUUCGUUAUCCCUUCCAAAAGAUGAAGCAUGUAUUGGACCUAAGUACACGUGUCGCCUCGACUCAUCUGGCACCCGUAUCAGGAAAAGGCCUUCCAGCAAAGCAGGAAGCUGCACCCUCCUCUCCCCAGGGCUCGGGACCUCUUGAUGCCAUGAAGAGCUACUGCAAGGUGCUUCUGUACUGCUUCAGCCUGGAGCAGAGGUGACUAGGCCUGGCUUCAGCUGUGAAGAGAACCAGCCUCAUCUCAGUGCCCCAGAGAUCUAGGACGGGAUUUCUAAACUGGAAUCACCCCUUAUCAGCUUGAAGAGCCCCACCCCCACCCCAGGACUCGGGCUGGUGCUGCCUUCUGUCUUCACAUGGAUGCCAGUGACAGUGGCGGCAUCCUGCCCACAGAGAGCAAAUGCCCCAAAUGAAAAGCUAAGGAACUGACGUGGUGUUCCCUAGUCAGUAGCCCACUAGGAAUUGAUGGGUUGGGUUUGGUUUGACUGUAAUUUGCUUGGCAUAGCUAAAGGUGCCUUCCCCUCCCCCAACCCCCUCUGAACUUUGCUUUGUAAGACUUGCUUGAAACCCAAACAAGUCCAAAAGACUCGCACUGACUGUUACCUUCGACCAGGCUAUCCCAAACUUCUCUAUGCUCUCGUUUUAUUAACAGCAGGUGCUCCCUGGAAUCUCUGGGACCUUUCUGAGGCAUUUGAAGCAGAACAUGAGUGGUCUCAUCUCCUUCCUUAAUCCUGGUGGUUGGGAUGUCCCACUUGUAUCAUAGUUGUUUUUAUUAGUACUGAUGUGCUCCGCUGUUUUUAAAUGUGAACUUGUGCGCAGAUGUGCAGAUUCAAUGUUCUUGUUACAGAUUGAAUAAAUUUUUAUUUUGAAGACAAAA